UUUACGUUUUUAUGCUUUCUAUGGAUUUUCUGUGAACUUGUAUAUGUUUUAUGCUCUUAUCAUCAGGAGAGAAGAUAGUUUACCAGACGUUAGGUACCUUUUGACCGAAUCAUUCUAGAUUAAUUGUAGUGAAGUGCAAUGUUUUAGAAUGGCAGCAGAAUUUUUGGCCGAAAAUAAUGUGUGCGGGCAAACGAUCCUGCAGAUUGUGGCCGAGGGCAACACCAUUAUAUGUGAGCUGCUACGGUUGAAGGAAUUCAUACCGGAGGUUUUCUGCUUAAAAACCAAAGAAGAACAAAAAUAUUCCGAGAUAAUUAUGGAUUUUAGCUAUUUUCAAAUUUCCGACGCACAGGAAGCGAAGAUUGAAGCUGACGAUAAACUCCAGGCGUUGGAUGAGGAAAUACGCGAAAGCUAUCUUGUCAUAUUGAACAGAUUCUACAUUGUGUUUGAAAGUAUUCACAAAUAUAUCAAGGAAUUGAAUUGCUUUAUUGAUGAACUGAGCACCGGAAUGUUCAUACAGCAAUCGAUGGAAAAGGUGUUUCAGGAUGAGGAAGGAAAACAGUUGAUGUGCGAGGCCCUUUAUUUGUACGGCGUGAUGCUGCUCGUGGUUGAUCUGCAGAUCCCCGGUAUGGUUCGUGAGCGUCUGCUUGUAGCUUAUCAUAGAUACAGCGCUCUGAAAACGGACGGAGACAGCAAUAUUGACGAGGUUUGUAAACUUCUUCGCUCCACCGGUUUCAACGAGGGCUCCAACGUCAAAAAAAUAUCAAACUAUCCAGAAGACUACUUCAAUCGAGUCCCGCUAAAUGCGAUCUACGUGGAAAUGGUUAUCGGUAGGCUUCGUUCGGAUGAUGUGUAUAACCAGAUAUCAGUCUAUCCUCUACCGGAACACCGCUCGACGGCGUUGGCCAAUCAGGCAGGAAUGUUAUAUGUGUGCCUAUUUUUUGCUGCAAAUGCGUUGCACAACCAAGCGGCUCGAAUGCGGGAGAUUGUAGACAAAUUUUUCUCGGAUAAUUGGAUCGUGUCGUUCUAUAUGGGCAUAACUGUUAAUUUGCUGAAUGCAUGGGAUCCUUUCAAAGCAGCCAAAUCUGCAAUGCUCAACACCUUCGACAACACAAAUUUGAAGGAAAUUUGCACCCAACAAAAACGAUCAAUGGAAACAUUAUUGAUUCGGACUAGAAAUAUUCUAAAGGAAGGGAACCUGACCGAGCAGAAACUUUUGGAUAGCAUUCCUAAAGUUACGGCACUGAUACGAGAGUGCAACAUAACCGUCCGCUGGGUUAUGUUACACACUGGUCAACCUGUGAUCGACAUCGGUAGUCCUGCUUCCAUCAAAAAGUGUCAACAAGUGAAAGCACUAAUUGAGAGUGAAAUUAAUUUCAAAGGGAUAGAAUUUUUCGAAUUGCUCUUGAACACUGCGCAGCUAGAAGUGAGAAUUAGAGAAAUAUUUAAAACUAUCCUAGAUGAAAGGGUGAAGAGGUGGGAUAGCUUCAAAAAAGAAUCAUGUGAAAGGAUUCAAGAUUUGGUUGAUGCAUAUUCGGGGGUAAGGCCUUUUGGAAAGAUGAAAAAGAAUGACAGCUUGUGCAAAUGGUUUUUAAACAUACAGAAAGAAAUCAGUAUGCUUAGCAAUGAGGAUAAAAAUUUAAGCAUUUCCGGAAGAACAAUCAUUCAGCUGAUUCAAGCGUUGGAGGAAGUGCAGGAUUUCCACGAUCUCAAUAAGAAUAUGCAAGUAAAACAAAAUAUGCUUGAGACGCGGCAAUUUCUUCACCAAAUGUUUCACACCAUAAGCAUAAGGGAAGAUGAUUUGAUCAAUUUACAAUUGAUCGGCGAUUUCAGCUAUGCUUGGAGACUGAUUGAUAGUUACGCCCCAAUGAUGCAAGAAAAUAUUAAAAAGCAGCCAAGUUUAGUUAUAAAACUGCGAUCAACUUUUCUGAAGCUAGCCUCUGCUUUAGAGAUCCCGCUUUUACGACUUAACCAAGCGGAAAGCGAAGAUCUGAUGGAUGUUUCGAAAUACUACAGCAAUGAAUUGGCUAAUUUCGUCCGGAAGGUGGUUCAGAUCAUUCCAGAAACUAUGUUUUCCAUACUUGCACAGAUAAUCGAACUGCAAACGAAUGUAAUAAAACAAAUUCCAACGCGAUUGGAAAAGGAAAAAAUGAAGGAAUAUGCUCAGCUGGAAGAACGCUUCUUGAUCGCCAAACUGACCUAUUCGGUGUCGACUUUCACUGAAGGAAUACUAGCAAUGAAAACAACACUGGUUGGGGUUGUUGAGUUGGACCCGAAGCAACUACUGGAAGAUGGCAUACGGAAAGAGUUUGUAAAAAAUGUGUCUGAUGCUUUUCAUAAAAACCUUACCUUCAACGGUAAAGCGAAGGAAUCCGAAUUGGACACCAGAUUGGCUUCACUUCAUAAAAUUAUCGAUGGAUAUAAGCGAUCCUUUGAGUAUAUUCAGGAUUACCUGAAUAUUCAUUGUUUGCGUGUUUGGAACGAGGAAAUGCAACGGAUUAUCAAUUACAACGUACAACGCGAAUGUAAUCCAUUCAUAAAAAAUAAAAUUCAGGAAUGGGAUUCGGAGUAUCAGAGCAGUACGAUACCAAUACCAAAUUACGAGCCUGUCGAUAUGGCUUCGGUAACAUUUGUGGGUCGGUUGGCACGAGAGAUAUUAAGAAUUACUGAUCCCAAAACUACAGCUUACAUUGAGAUCUGCACUACAUGGUACGAUCAGAAGACGCACAAAAGUGUUCUGACCAACAAGUUUGCUAGCCGAAUAAUCGAAACACUAGGACCGCCCGGUCUAAUUGGUCUGGAUAAGUUAUAUUCCUUUCUGAUAGCAACAGAGCUGGAAAACUUUCUGAUGACAAUACACCGCAAGUUACAACAGGAAACUGUUUGGUAUGACGCGUUGAGUAACGUCGAAGCAGAGUUACACAAAUGUGACUUUGUGGAAAACCCUACCAAAACCUAUGCAAGCCUUACGGUCAAUUUUACCCGUAUUUGGUCUCAACUGCAAGACUGGAUUCUGAAAAUAGGUCAGAAACAAAUCCUUCGAAAACAUAUUGCUUUCGAGCUGAAUUGCAGCUGCAAGCUAAAGUCCACAAAGCUGGAAUCGUCUUUACGGGCUCUGAAUGAUGCCAUACUAAUGGACGUGAAGCGUCAUUCGAUGGAUGACGCAAAACCUCUUCCCAGUUCCGAUUUAGUAUUCGAACUAAGCAAAUACUUGGAAUGCGGUGGGUUAUAUGAUCCGCAUCGAAAGAUGUACUCCAACACUAGAAGUCCACAAUACUUGUCAUUGUUGGUAUUUUUGUUUGUGAUCGCACAUCUACCACGGUUUCAGUAUUUGAAGAAUGUGGACAGUUUGAUUGCGAAGAAGAAAAACGAUGCAAUUGACGGGUUUCCUUGUCUUGUAGGGUUACUAGCGAUUUUCAGACAGUUUCAGGACGGUGAACUAAACCUAUUCAUUCAGUAUAUGUGCCAGUAUGUGAUGUCGUUCGUGGAUGCUAAUUUAAAGGCAAAGCAGGAAAUUUGCAUAGAAGCUGUUAUGGCCAUACGGUUUUUGGAGAUAUUUACUCGAAUAGCAGAGAUACAGCGCCAACAACUAGAGCAAUACAUUCCAGAUUCGGUUUUAAACCAAUACGAGUUUCUGUCAGGCGGAAAAUCUUGACCUUCGCAGGAUUGGUGGUGCUUCGGAAACUAGACUUUCAAUGAGUGUUCUCCAACUUAUAACCGCACGUUAGUCUUAUGUAGACAGGGCACCAGAUAGAGCAUAAGAGAAUUAUGCAAUUAUAGGUAGUUUAUGUACUAUGCCAUAAAACGUACUCUUCAUCUCAAAGUUUCUUUUUUAUAUUUUAUGAUUAUCAUCAUCGCGGUCGUACAAUAACCGAAUGUUCCCCUGUACUGUUACCGAUUCGACAGCUGGCUUCAUUUUCCAAGCAAAAAAACAUCUUACUUUGUUGACCCCUGUUGAAAGUAAUCCAAUACUGUUGUCAAUAUGUUAGUUUUAUACUGCACUGAAAAUUUUGCUAGAAUUGUCUCGAAUACGCAGAUUAGAUUAGGAUUUUUCAUGUAAAAGAGUCGAGACUAAUGUGGAUGUGGUGGAAGUGUGGAAACGGAAGUUUUAUUUUCACCAUAUGAUUUAUGUGCUCCGGAUAGAUAGCAUAAAAGUUACGUUGACAGUCAUCAUUUAUAUUACACCUAAACUACCGCUAGAAGCAUAAUUGUCCCAUGUGUAUAGG
Topomyia yanbarensis is the source of this 4223-nucleotide messenger RNA. It is a transcript of the gene Strump, whose product is annotated as WASH complex subunit 5. The transcript is spliced from 6 exons. Gene Ontology annotation, biological process: actin filament polymerization; endosome fission; endosome organization. Lineage: Eukaryota; Metazoa; Arthropoda; Insecta; Diptera; Culicidae. The coding region runs from base 149 to 3652 and encodes 1167 amino acids. Gene Ontology annotation, cellular component: endosome; WASH complex. The record is from RefSeq and is a predicted model, not a curated record.